CAUUAUAAUCGAUCCGUGCAAAAUAAUAACACACCGCUUUGCUCAACACGACAACGUUGUGUGUGUAACGUUUGUAGAACGAACAUUCUGUGAUCAUUUUCAAUUAGAUCUAAACUGUGGUCAUUAUUUUAGGAUAAUAACCAUACUUAAACUUUAUUUACAAUGGCUGACUAUGCUGCUGUUAAAGGUGGAAAGCUGAAAUUGAAAGGACUCAAGCUGAAAAAGUCAAAAAAGCACAAGAGUCACAAGAGGAAGCAUGAUGGAGAACCUGUGGAGCAAAAGUCGGAUCACAAGUUAGACAUUCAAAAGCAUGGAGGUUGGUGGGAGGUGAAGAAGUUCUCAGAAAUACCAUCAAAUGUCGCAAUAGAGGUCGGUGACAACUGCUACAUAACAGCUCUUGACAAUGGAGGGAUUGCAGUCGGGACCCCACGAGAUGAAGGUGAUGGCCCGGAUCCCGCGGAAAUUUUCACCUUGAUCAAAGUCAGUGAGACGAAAGUGGCCUUUAAGAGUGGCUAUGGGAAAUACCUGAGUGUUGAGUCCGAUGGGAAAGUUGUGGGUCGCUCUGAGGCCAUGGGACCACGGGAACAGUUUGAACCAGUGUUCCAAGACGGAAAAGUGGCCCUGAACGGUUGCAACAACUGCUUUGUGUCCUGUGAUGAUGAAGGGGACAUCGAGUGUGUCAGUCGCACGGCCGGCCGCGGGGAGAUGGUGCGCCUCCGAUCCAACGCUAACACGGAGAGAGACCCACUAGAGGAUAUUCCCAAGGAGGAGCGGGGAUCACUCAAGUCCUCAGAGAUUAACUAUGUGAAAAAGUUCCAAAGUUUCCAAGACCGAAGACUGCGCGUGAGUGAAGUGGACAAAACUCAGCUGAAGAAGGCCAAGAAAGAAGGAGAUUUCCAUGAGACCUUGCUGGACAGGAGGGAGAAGAUGAAGGCUGACCGUUACUGUAAAUAGCGCCGGCUUCUUCACCUCGAGGUCGUUCACCCACACAGCUGUUCCAAGUCUUCACAUCCCAUAACAUAAUACACUUGUACAUAUAUAUUACAAAUUAUCUACCCUCGCCUCGCUCAUCAAUAAAGUGUGUUUCACCUUCAGUA
This is a messenger RNA of Aplysia californica (California sea hare), 1097 nucleotides long. RefSeq names its product protein FRG1. Lineage: Eukaryota; Metazoa; Mollusca; Gastropoda; Aplysiida; Aplysiidae. The transcript is spliced from 6 exons. The record is from RefSeq and is a predicted model, not a curated record. Gene Ontology annotation, molecular function: actin filament binding. Gene Ontology annotation, cellular component: striated muscle dense body; catalytic step 2 spliceosome; nucleolus. Bases 163 to 954 code for a protein of 263 amino acids.